Clupea harengus (Atlantic herring) is the source of this 2384-nucleotide messenger RNA. Its product is annotated as homeodomain-interacting protein kinase 4. The record is from RefSeq and is a predicted model, not a curated record. Gene Ontology annotation, biological process: peptidyl-serine phosphorylation; peptidyl-threonine phosphorylation. Gene Ontology annotation, cellular component: cytoplasm; nucleus. Gene Ontology annotation, molecular function: protein tyrosine kinase activity; ATP binding; protein serine/threonine kinase activity. The transcript is spliced from 4 exons. Bases 55 to 2133 code for a protein of 692 amino acids. Lineage: Eukaryota; Metazoa; Chordata; Actinopteri; Clupeiformes; Clupeidae.
UUUAUUAUUGAAUGAAUCUUGCUUAGACUACAUGUUUACGACUGUCUCACAAAAAUGUCAGACAUUUAUUCUGAAACUGAGGUUUACCACGUUUUGGACAUUGUUGGAAGAGGAACAUUUGGUAAAGUGGCAAAAUGUUGGAGGGGAAGUGACGGGGAAUUGGUUGCGGUAAAAAUUAUGAACACCGAUGUUCACAAAAGUCGUGUAAUUAAGAAUGAAUUGAAACUUAUAGCCGUCCUUUCCACUGUAAAUUUAGAAAGGAGUCACAUCGUAAAAUUCUUUGAGGCUUUUCCUGGAGAUGGUUCUCAUUACCUGGUAUUUGAGCUGUUGGAGAAGAAUCUGUAUCAGCUUCAAAAAGAGAAUGGAUUUAAACCAUUAGCCACUCGCAAUAUUCGGACGAUUACUUAUCAAGUACUUAGAGCUCUUGCUAAACUAAAGGAGUUAGCAAUCAUUCACGCUGAUCUAAAACCAGAGAAUGUCAUGAUCGUGGAUCAGUUUCGCCAUCCCUUCCGUGUCAAGGUGAUCGACUUUGGUUCAGCAAGUCUUUUCAACGAAGUCCGUUUUGUAAGAGAGCCAUACAUCCAGUCAAGAUUCUACCGAUCACCAGAAAUACUUCUUGGACUUCCAUUCUGUGAAAAGGUGGAUAUGUGGUCCCUUGGCUGUAUAAUAGCAGAGCUUUUUCUUGGCUGGCCUCUUUACCCUGGAGAGUCAGAAUAUGACCAAGUGCGCUACAUUUGUGAAACCCAGGGAAUUCCACGCACCCAUCUCCUCAAUUCAGCUUGUAAGGUCCAUCAAUUUUUCAACCUCAUGAAUAACAGCCGUGGAGCACCUAAAUGGCAGCUAAAGUCACCUGGUUCACUUGCCAAAGGUGGAGUCGCCCAGUCCAAGCAGACAGAGGGUUCUACUGAGCGACGGAAGUACAUCUUCAGCUCUCUUGAUGAACUUGAGACUGUAGACAUUCCUCAAACAGAUGAGGGAUUUCGUAAUGAGGAGAUAGCUGCGGAUAUUGUGGACCGACACUGCAUGGUGGAACUCCUGAAGCGAACGCUGACCUUGGACUCGCACCAGAGGAUCAACCCCAGCUCAGCUCUGCGCCAUCACUUCGUCACCAUGCACCACUUACGUGCUGCACAGGAGUACAAGCACUACUACGAAAUGUCUCGUAGAUCACACCGUCUCCAAACAGAGAUACAGCCCCAACCUCACCCGAGGAGUGCUUACCAGCCUCAACGCACUGCAGGGAAACAGGAACAUCAGUUCCACAGUGGGAGCUGUCAGGCAGCCUUUGCUGGAAAGUUUGUUGCUAACAACUGCGUUGCAACUUCCGCAGUACACAGCCAGCACAAUCUGGUCUACAACCAAGUCCGCAAGACCACACAGCAGUUGGACGAUCUGUGCAUCGUGGAUGAGCAGGACAUUGGAAUCUCUGACACAGUCUCGUCAGAGGAGUCUGGUCAAGCCUAUCAAACUCCUGAUGGAGAGGUCACCGACCAGGACAAAUGCCCAGCACCUAACAAGAGCACAGAUGAAGAAGAGGGUGCUGCAGGUUACUCUUUUUUAACUGGGACUCCCAGGGAAAGAUCUCUGGGCGAGUCCAUAUUGUCAUACAUCAGUAACUUCUGUGGGAAUCAGCCAACAGUUAAGCCUCCUCAGACUGAUGACGCCACUCCUGGGCCUUGCAGACCACAGGAUACGGAUUGUCAAGAGGGAUCCCUGAAUCAGCUGUUGGUGCUGUCCUCUCAAGACCCCAUGUGUGAGCAGGAUGCGAUCCCACCACAGGACUUCCUGGCAGAAGCCCAGGACUUUUUACUUGAAGAUAUGGUCACCCAGGACAUUCUAACCCAAGUUCUUACUCAGAGUAUUGCAGAAGGCCAAGAUGGUGAUGAGCAAAUGCCCCAAGACAUGGUGAACGAUCAGGGUGUGAACUCAGGAGCUGCCUAUCCUACAUUCAGGCCCCAAGCUGUACAGGCUGGUGGUGAAUAUGUCCUCCAGUACGUCCCAUAUGAGGCCGAGGCCCAACCGUACCAGUGGCCCGUUCCCAGCUGGAUGUCCGACGCACAGAAGCCUCCCUUCCGUACCUAUGGUCCGUCUGCCUGCAAUGGACAGAGCUCACACGACUACCUGCACUACUGAGGGUCGCAACGAUGCUGCACGUACUCAAACACAAGGACAGACUAAAGACACCCCCCCUCUGCCUUGGGUUCCCCCUUUUGGCUAUGCUGCCACAGCUUUGCACAAGAUUAAGUGGAUGCUCUGCCUGUCCUCAUCCGGCAUGGAUGCACUUGGCUAUUUGCGGUUUAUAAUGAUGGUAAAGAUUUAUGAAAGUUGGUGUUAUGGAAUGUAUGUGCAUUUAUUAAACAAUAUAUAUAUGUAUGAGGUUAUUU